CGCCAGCGCGCCGCGAUUUCGGGAAAGCUCCCACAGCUCCUGGCCGGGGCGGUCCCGCCACUCCCGGCCGGCCGGAAGCUCCCGCCUCCCCGGGCGAAGGCCGUGGGGCCGCCGCAGGUGAGGCCGCCGGGGCGCUACAGGUGUUGGGCAGCUGCUCCUGGGUCAGUGGGCGCUCUCCGCUCGGCUUGUCCUUCUCCGGUGCCGGCCGCCCUUGGGACCUCGCGGCAGUUCCCUCCCGUCGGGUGAGCCGAGCGGGGCCGGCGAGCGCCCGGGGCCGCGCUGAGCGCCGGCCAUGUCGCGGAGCUCGCAGGGCGGGCGGUCCGGCAGGUCCCCGCUGCCCCGCGGGGCCAGCCCCGGGUCCGCCGCCGCCCCGCUGCCGCCGCCUCCGCUGCCCCUGCAGCCUCCCUUCGGCCCGGGCGGGGGCACCCCCAGCCCCGGCGGGCCGGCAGAGCUCAAGCCGGUUCGGCGGUUCAUUCCGGACUCCUGGAAGAACUUCUUUAAAGGGAGACGCCACCCCGGCUCCAGCUGGGAUAGCACGGCCUCCGACAUCAGGUACAUCUCGGACGGGGUCGAGUGCUCGCCGCCUCCCUCUCCCACCCCGCUGCAGCCGGGGACCAAGGCUGUGCCUGGCUCCUACACGGACCCUUUCGGGGGGUCGGGCGGGAGCUACAACUCUCGGAAGGAGGCCGAGGCCAUGCUGCCUUCCGGAGACCCCUUGAGCUCGCUGGAGCGCCGCGCCGGCACUGGGCAGACGUACAGCGAGCGGGUGGAGGAGUACCACCAGCGGUACGCCUACAUGAAGUCCUGGGCAGGGUUGCUCAGGAUCCUCGGCGUGGCGGAGCUGCUGCUGGGCGCCGCCGUCUUCGCCUGUGUCACCGCCUACGUGCACAAGGACAACGAGUGGUACAACAUGUUCGGGUACUCGCAGCCCUACGGAUACGGGGCGGGCAGCGCCUAUGGGGGAUACUCCUACAGCGGGCCCAAAACGCCUUUCAUCCUGGUGGUGGCGGGAAUGGCGUGGAUCGUCACGAUAGUGCUGCUCGUGCUGGGCAUGUCCAUGUACUACCGAACUAUCCUCCUCGAUUCCAACUGGUGGCCUCUGACCGAGUUUGGGAUCAAUGUGGCCUUGUUCUUCCUGUACAUGUCGGCUGCCAUAGUGUACGUAAACGAUACCAACCGAGGUGGGCUCUGCUAUUACCAGUGGUUUAAGACGCCGAUAAAUGCAUCUUUUUGCCGUGUGGAGGGAGGUCAGACUGCAGCAAUCAUCUUCUUGUUUGUCACGGUGAUCAUGUAUCUAAUUAGUGCGGUGGUUUCCCUAAAGUUAUGGAGGCAUGAAGCAGCCAGGAGGCACAGGGAAUUAAUGGAACAGGAGAUGAAAACACAAUCCACUUUUCCAGAAAAGAAGUAUGAAGAUGAUGACAGACCAAGGGAAGAAGUCAGUUACAGGCAGCUCAAAUCAGUGGAAAGAAAACCAGAGCUACUUAAUGGUCAUAUACCUGCAGGCCACAUUCCUAAACCUAUAGUGAUGCCAGACUACUUAGCGAAAUACCCUGUAAUUCAAACAAAUGAAAUGAGAGACCGGUACAAAGCAGUAUUCAACGAUCAGUUUGCUGAGUAUAAAGAACUGUCUAUGGAAGUUCAUGCUGUAUUAAAAAAGUUUGAUGAGCUGGAUGCAUUGCUGAAACAGCUUCCAUACCAUCCUGAAAGCAUAUAUGAACAGGAAAGGAUAUCAAAAGUUCUGCAAGAAUACAAGAAGAAGAAAAAUGAUCCUUCAUUUCUGGAGAAAAAGGAGCGUUGUGAAUAUCUGAAGAAUAAGCUUUCUCACAUAAAACAACGAAUUCAGGACUAUGAUAAAGUUAUGAAUUGGAAUGUAGAAACUUAGCUAUGCCUUCACUUCAUGGAUACUAUUCUCUAUUUUUAAAAUUGAUAUGCAUAUUUUAACCUAUUUAUUUACUCUUUGAACAGUACACUUAUGGGGAUUACUUAAUCACUGUCAUAUAUUUGGAUGUUGUACAUUACUGAUAGUUUCGUAAGCAGAUCAAAUUGUAAUUGAAGUUAGGAGAUAAGUUAGGAAACUAAUUCUGCUUGCAUUAGUGCAAAUACUGGCCUCUUAAAUAUCAAUACUUUAUUUGAAAAUACUUCAUUUGCAGACUUUCAAAGCCUACGGGAGAAAGCAGUUUCCAAAUACCUUCUGGAAACUGCACAGAAAUACUGUUAACAAUUUUGGAUUUUCUUUAUAUGUGACAUCUUAACAAUAUCAGAAAGAUAUCAUUAAGAUGCCUGUCUGGGGUUUGAUGGACUGCCUAAUUGCAUUGAAUAAUUGGGGCAGUUUAGAAGCUAGUUUACUAAGAAUUUUUGUAUUGUAUUUCCAAAUGCUGUAUGUUAUGCUAGAAAUUAUCUUGAAUUUUGCCCAAUGAGAGGGGAAAAAAUGACUUCUUAUUUAAGCAGCUGGGGGAGGGGGACUUGGGUUUGUUUUUUUUAUUGCCCUCUUCAGAGAUGAUGCAACAAAUCUAUACUUGGCCUUAGAGGAAAAGAGGUACAGGAGGAGACAUAUUAAUGUUCCAUUAGUGUUGCUAUGGGUCAGUGUGCUCUGCCUACCUUUCCUGGAUCAUGCUGUUGAGGGUACAUGUGUUUAAGGGCUUCACUCUGCAUCAGCAAGUAACAGGACUUUUUGUCUAGGCAGCAGCUGUUAGUGAACUUGGCAUUCAGAGAGUAAGUACAGCAAAAUGAAUUCUCAUUCAAGGUAUAAAUUGUUAGUAGCCUCUAAAAAGGCCAGGUAAAACGUAUUAAAAGACAUACUUUCCAGAGCAUAUUUGCAUAAAUUCAGUAUAUAUUUUUAUAUUUUCUUGGGGAUAUUAUCCUGGGGAUAGGUUUGUAUAUGCAAGUAUUUUCAUAAGCCAGUAAAUUUUCUCUUUGUAUCCUUUUUCACAUCUUUAUUUACUUUAUUAACUUUUUUUUUACUUACUAAAAUGGUUAGAAGCAUUGAUAGUUUCUCUGUACAGUUUUCUACUACUGAAAUUUGUCUGUUCUGAAAUGUUUUUUAAUAUAAAAACCCCCACCAGUGUAGCCAUAUUACUCUAAUGCUUAUAAAGACAUUUUGUUAGAAAAAAGUGCAUUGAUUACAGUUACUGCAAAUUUUGUUAGUGAUUUGUUUCUUCUUUGAAAGAAAGUUUUUAACUUCUGCCUUAAUUUAAAGGAACAACAUCAGGAGAGCCGUUUCCAGUUUAGUAUGGUCGUGGUAGUACUACCUGUGCUCUUCACUGCUGGAAAUGUAUUAACACACCUCACUCUGACCACUGUCGCCCUUCUGGUUUUUAAGCCAUUGUCAUUCACACUGCAGUCCUGAUGGCCAUGCACCCACCUUCCUAUUUGUAAAAUUGACAUUCCAAUUUUAUCAGCCACUUAAUUCCAAGAGCUUUAGUGGAUGAAGUAAAUAGCCACAAAAAACAAGAUGCCAUGGGAAUACUGAGAGAAUUUGAAAACUUGGCACCUCUUAAUUUCAAAGCCUUCAGUCUCAUCUGCCUGGAAGGUGCCUCAGUAUUUUCAUCAUUCUGAGAACAGAUGAGUGUCAGUGCUUGUGCUCUCUCUCUUUUCAGUGCCUCUCUCUCUGGUUCUUGUUUGUGUUUAUUCCAAAGGAGAAACCUCUCUUCUUUAUAAAGGAGAUGGGCCAAUUUUUUAUACUUGUGCUGAAUACUUGUUAAAUUGUUCUUUGUAAGAGAAGUACUUGUCCAAGUCUCCACAAUCUAAAUAAAUUACCUCUCACUAUACACCCAGGUUUCUCGGUUUUUCUCAGUGAGAGUUCUGGGCAUUGCUUCAGUAACAGAAGAAGAUUAAUGCAAGUUUGAGGAUCAACUGGUGUUCAUAAAGUGCUAACAAUAAACUGACUGAUGUUUUCUUUGGAA
Messenger RNA from Corvus hawaiiensis (hawaiian crow), 3902 nucleotides. RefSeq names its product MARVEL domain containing 2 (gene MARVELD2). Gene Ontology annotation, biological process: bicellular tight junction assembly. The coding region runs from base 293 to 1882 and encodes 529 amino acids. Gene Ontology annotation, cellular component: cytoplasmic vesicle; bicellular tight junction; apical plasma membrane. The record is from RefSeq and is a predicted model, not a curated record. The transcript has 6 exons. NCBI's taxonomy places the organism in Eukaryota, Metazoa, Chordata, Aves, Passeriformes, Corvidae.